AUGGCAGGUCCCUCGUCCUCGUCUUCUUCCCGACAGCUUGCCCGCACGGCAAUCUGGGGGGAACUGUUUGCGCAUUUCCGAAAACACCCCAUUAACCCACCCCAAUCCCGCCUGGUCCUCCCGGACGCUACACUGUCACGAUCCGGAGCCGAGUGGUAUACAGGCGGUGAGGGGAUAGCAAAGGAGAACUGGGCUUGCGGCCGGAUCGUAUACAAGGCAGGAAUGCCGAGGAAGGUACCAAGGCUAUGA
Messenger RNA from Penicillium bovifimosum, 249 nucleotides. RefSeq lists its product as uncharacterized. The transcript has a single exon. The record is from RefSeq and is a predicted model, not a curated record. NCBI's taxonomy places the organism in Eukaryota, Fungi, Ascomycota, Eurotiomycetes, Eurotiales, Aspergillaceae. The coding region runs from base 1 to 249 and encodes 82 amino acids.